Molecule: messenger RNA, 2516 nt
Organism: Lactuca sativa (garden lettuce)
Lineage: Eukaryota; Viridiplantae; Streptophyta; Magnoliopsida; Asterales; Asteraceae
Source: RefSeq, a predicted model, not a curated record
UCAGCCGUCCAAUCGAACGCGUCUUGUCUCCCCACCUCUCUCUACUAAUUCGGUCAUCUGACAUACUGCAGAAAACAAGUGACCCCAACAACUUUCACCCCCCCAUAAAUUACUCUCUCCACCUUUCACACACAACCACACUACUUUUCACUGUAAAUUCUUUCUUUGGACCGUUGGGUUCUGGAAGAAAGAACAACAAAAAGUCAAAUCUUUAUCCGCGUUCUUUGAGUUUUCUGACUCGGUUUCUUCAGUUGCUGUGUCAAGCUUUGUGUUGUGGUGCGUGGUUCCCCGACAGAUACAUUUUCUUCGUCUUGGAAGAAUUCAUUGCUAUUUUCAACUCACGUCGGAAAGUUUGACUUUGACAUGGCAGAAAUGAUUUGACUUCCAUUUGAAGUUUUGUGGACAUUAACACAGAAAAUGGGUGACCCAAUUUCAGCCCGAAAAAGUCAUGACACAACAUUGAGAAACAGAUUUGAAUUAGAAAAACGUCGCCUUUCUUAUGACAACUAUCAUUCUGAAGCCAUGAAGACCCGAUCAAAUUUGGUAUCAUCACCUUCUAUUCAUACCCAAAAGCAAUCUUUUAGAACAAAAGAUGAAAUAGUUAGAAACAUAUCAAGUUUACCAAGUUACCUUGAGUCAGGUAAAGCUACCCCUGAUAGAGCUUUAAGUUUUGGAGUCUUGGAUUAUGGGAGAUUAGAAAAAUGGCAAUAUCAGAAUCUUAAACAUGGGACAAUUAAAAGUAGCAAAUGUUCAACCACUAGUAGUGUAUCUUCUUCUUUAUUUUCAACUGAUGCUUCAUCUCCCCAAUCCACCAUAGGUCAAAGCUGUUCUCCUGCUCCACGUGUAACUUUACAAUCUCAUUUUAACAUAUCAAAUUCUGGGAAUCUUGAAAAGCUUCAAGAUUUUAAAGAUUCUGAAAAGAAAACGUUAGAAACCAAGCGAAAAGAUCACAAAACAUACAAUUCUUGUCCACCCAAGAUUCCAGAAUCUAAAUCAUCCAUGAAUAUGGGAAAUCGUCAAACAAAUUUGUCAUCUUUGAAGGGAAAAAUGAAGAUAAAAAAUGAGGUGGGAAGUGAUGAAAGGCCUACAAAUUGUGCAAAAGAUUCAGUUGUCAUCAAGACUUUACAAAUGGAACCUGAAUCUUCAAGAAAUCAAAGUAGUACUUCAACAAGUCAUGUUCUUGAAGAAAAAAGAUCAUCUUUUUCUUCCAAGAUUUCAAAUCUUGAUACUAGGAAACAAAGAAGCAUGUCUCCACUUCGUCGAUUUAGCUUUACAAUGAGCUCUAAGUCACCAAUUUCUCAAAAAUCAACAACGGGUAAUACAUGUGUCUCAAAUCGAUCUUCUUCAAGUCCUUUAAGAAGGUUAUUGGAGCCCCUAUUUCCAUCAAAAGCAACUAACACUCAUCGGGAAACUGUCGCGAAAGUAUCGGGAAACUGUCGCGAAGUUAUAACUGAUUCAAAGCAAGGUCUUUUUCAAACAGCUAUCAAGAAUGGGCGUCCUAUGUUCACAUUUGCAGUUGAAAAUAGCAACGCCCUUGCAGCAACAGUUAGGGAUUUAAGUAAAAAUAACAACACUUGGAUUUAUACAUUCUUCACCAUUGAUGAGGUCAAGAAAAAGAAUGGAAGUUGGUUAUCUCAGAGCAAAAAGGACAAAGAUUAUGUCCCUAAUGUAAUAGCUCGAAUGAAGGUUUCAAAUCGUGUGGUUUCUAAUUCAAAUUCAAACACUCGGGAGUUUGUUUUGUUUCCUGUAGACAAAAGUCAACCAAAUGGUCAAAUAUCAAAUGUCCAACCACGUGAUGAGCUGGCAGCCAUUGUUGUGAAGUUUUCAAAGGUUGAUGAUAAAGAAGAGAAAUCAGAAGGAUUUAACACAACGGUGGUGCUACCUGGCGGCAAUCAUGGUGUUUCAAGUAAAGGAAGGCCUACACCGCUAAUUGAGCGGUGGAUCACUGGUGGUGCAUGUGACUGUGGUGGUUGGGAUUUGGGUUGCAGAUUAAGAACACUCACAAACCAGGUGGAAUCUAGGAGAAGAUCAAAUGCAAAAAGUGGUCAAUUUGAGCUUUUCUUUCAGGGAGAUAACUUAAAUGAGAGAAGCUUCUUCAGUCUUUGUCCAUUAAAGGAAGGGAUAUAUUCGGUUGAAUACAAUUCAUCUCUUUCUGUUUUACAAGCAUUUUCUAUCUGUAUAUCGGUUGUGGAGUGCAGGAAAUCAACUCAGGAUACAGAGUCAAGAACAUACAUUGCUAAACAAGUAGAUGAUCUGAAUCCAUUAAGUUUUGCUUCAUUUCCACCUCUUUCACCUGUUGGAAGGGUUUAGAAUGGGGUUAUGUUCUUUGUUAUAAUGUAGUUAAAUAGUGUAGGUGGUUUGAUGUGUAUUAAGAUAACAAUGGCUCACAAAGUGUUGCAUUUACUUGUGUAUAAGUAAUGUGAUAACAUAUGGUAUUUUUGUUAGCUUAAUAUUUUGGUAGGUGGUAUUUAUUUAGUCCAUAACUCUUGAAUAGUAGGUGCUAUCUUUUGUGUUAA